AUGGAACCCGGUGCCAGGGGCCGGUCCCCUGCCUCCCGGCGCGUCACACAGAAGCUAGGCGGCGACACCGUCCUCAGCAUCCCUUAUCGCCCUCGGAAAGAUGCAUCCAAAUCGCGGAAGACUGCAGCUGUCAACAUCGACACGACCGUUGCCCGGCGCCAGGACCCGGAGCUUGACUUCAAGCUCCCAGCCGCCGCCGAUGCUCUCUCGUUAUCCGGCACCACGCCCCCCACCAGUCCGACUAUCUCCAACUUCCCGGUCAUCUCCAAGUCCAUGACUCCCGACUCCAAGACCGGACGUCCUCAACUGGUUCUCACCGACGCUCAGGGCAAAGUGGCCUCCAAGGGCGGAGAGGACGCCUCCUUCCGAAAACAUAACCGUGGCAUCGGCUCCAUUGACUCUCUCCUAUCGUCCACAACCUAUGUCAACACUCAGUCGGAAUGUAGCCGAGCAGAGUCUCGCCUUUCCCGGGAAAUUCGCAUCGAGGUGGAGGACACCGAUGCUGGCGAGCCCGUCACUCCUCACCGUCAGCCGAAGAAGCAAACUAGCAGACUCCAGCUGGCCCCGCCUAGCAUCGCGGAGUAUGGCUCCGUGGUCACUCGUGUUGAGGGCCGGGACUUUGAGGAGGAGGAUGAAGCCAAAUUGGUGGAUGAAAUCUCGUCUUUGGUUCUGCGAAAUAGUUUCGGCAAGGAUCUGGACGACUGUGCCGCCCCGCUGUUAGUUUGGGAUUGCACCUACCGCUACCUGCAGGAGCUUUGGUCCGCCUCUCACGAAGGAAACCUCGGGUUUGUUCAGGCCACAUCCGGCCACGGUACCCCAACAUCUCACCACGGGGGAACUCCAGCUUCCAGCCAGGACCAACAGAAUUCUGGACUAUCUGGGAAAGGGAAACGGAAGGCGGAUGGGGGUAGCGACGAUGGAAGCGGUUUCAACGGUCGAGGAGACCAAGGCGAUGAUGAGAGGGACAUCUCGCCCGUCUCACAAGUUUACAGCACGAAAGGGAGCAUCACCAACUAUAGUUGCCCUUAUCGGAAGCGGAACCCCCUUCGAUUCAACGUGCGAGACUACUUUGUCUGCGCUACACAUUCUUUCGCCGAUAUGUCCCAACUCAAAAAACAUAUCCGAGCUCACCACCCCCCUGUGCAAAGGCAUGCGGGUCCGUUUUCUUGUCCCCGGUGCUCGGAGGGGUUCAUCACGAAGAACGAUCUUGACUCUCAUCUGAGGCAACCCGAGGUCUGUCGCAUUUCGUUCGACAAUGGGGGCACGGACCCCGAAGAUGGUAUUACCCAGAAAAUCAUCUCGUCCUUGGAAGCUAGAAGCCUCAAGGCCAAGAUUGACAACUGGAUUUCCUUGUGGAAACUUCUCUUCCCUAAGGACCCCGAGAGCCAGAUUCCUAAUGCAGUGUUUGUCCCGGUGAUGGAAGUAUUCGACUUCAUCUCGGAAUCCAAAAGGUUCCUUGACAGAAUGAAGGAUCUGCUCGAAAUACAGUACCGGCACAUCAUCGAGGGGGCAUCCCAGUUGUUCGACGUCGAGCUCAAGAUCCAUCAGGGCUUAGAACGGAGCGCCAAUUCCAUCUACACCUGGAUUGAAACAGUGGUCCAGGACUGGGAGAAACGGAUUGCGGGCACCGUGUCGCCAUUCACGAGUUCGGCAAUAAGCCAACCGGCGACGAGCGAUAGCUGGGCUUCAACACCUCGCCUUCCGCCUUCUCCUGCCCCGACCCCCACCGUCGUUGCUGGGAACACGGCUGCAACAGGUGUCGCACCCGGGACUGAAAGCCCUGGUGCCUCUACCCCUGCGGGGCUUCGGGGUGUAGCUGCCCGGAAGCGCUCAAACCCCCAAGUUAAACGAGCCAAGCGGCCUGAUAUCCUGCCUAAAAUUGCACCGCCGACUCAAAUUCCGCUUCCCAUACAACGGGCCCGGACGCCACAGCCGCAAGCGAGGGUUGCAAGCAACCCCUUUGGCCCCGCUCCAGCUGUUCUCCCUAGCCAGUCCGUUCCGAUGCCUCCCUCAACCACGCAAGGGCUUAACGCCAGCGCGUCUUACCACGGUAACUGGGACGCCCCUGCGGUGACAGUUAGCGGCGCAUAUCCUGUUUCCUACACGAGUCCUAGCGACGGUUUCCCACACCCAGCCAUGGCAACCGCGCAUUAUCAACCGAUCCAUCCAAAUCAACUCGAAAUCCAACCCUCGUACCUCGGCCCCAAGCAGCCUGAGACCAUAUCGCCCGAUGCAAUGCACGAUAUAGACCCGCGCCCACAAUCUGCUGCUGCUAUCCAUGUCAACCGACUGACCAUGUCCACGAACCCCAGGUCAUCGCUUGGCACCCUCAGUUGGAUCCAAAGCCGCGACGAGAACCGGGACUCGAGCCAAACACUUGUUGAAGCACAUCCUCCGGGAAGGUGCGCCAACAUGUACUGCCCCAGCUGCAACAAGACGUUACCGGACGACAUGAUGGCUCAGCCGUCGCCUGUGGGCAUUCACCCGGUCACUGGAGCCCCCCAACACCACACUUUCCACACUUCAAAUGCUGGACAGGGCCCUCCGUUCCAGACCUCGAGCCCCGGAGAGGUGCAUGGAUUCAACGAUCAGGUGUGGUCAUUCAAUACCGCAGGAGGGGGGAUGCCCGGGGAAAAUGAUCACAUGUUCGGAGGAGGCCAUCAUGGACCGCAGGCGGGGUACUAG
This is a messenger RNA of Dichotomopilus funicola, 2685 nucleotides long. RefSeq lists its product as uncharacterized. The coding region runs from base 1 to 2685 and encodes 894 amino acids. The record is from RefSeq and is a predicted model, not a curated record. Lineage: Eukaryota; Fungi; Ascomycota; Sordariomycetes; Sordariales; Chaetomiaceae. The transcript is spliced from 4 exons.